This is a messenger RNA of Caretta caretta (loggerhead turtle), 2088 nucleotides long. RefSeq names its product disintegrin and metalloproteinase domain-containing protein 9-like. Lineage: Eukaryota; Metazoa; Chordata; Testudines; Cheloniidae. The record is from RefSeq and is a predicted model, not a curated record. Gene Ontology annotation, biological process: male gonad development; proteolysis. Gene Ontology annotation, cellular component: plasma membrane; external side of plasma membrane; sperm head plasma membrane. Gene Ontology annotation, molecular function: metalloendopeptidase activity.
AUGGGGCUGCAGGUCUGGGUCCUGCUCCUGCUCCUGGUCCUCAGCCCAGGAUUUUCUGAGACCUCAAACUUUUCUUAUUCUGAAAUAAUAGUGCCAAAAAAGCUUGAACCAAGGGAUGGCAUUGACAACAAGGGGGAGGUGUCUUAUCUUAUUAGAGUAGAAGGAAAACACCAUAUUGUUCACCUGUUACAGAAGAAAAUGUUCAUAGCUCCAAAUUUCCCAGUUUUUACUUACAAUCAGAAGGGAGACUUGAUAACAGAUUAUCCAUAUAUACGGGAUGAUUGCUACUACUCUGGAUAUGUGGAGGAUGUGCCAGAAUCUGUUGCAGUUCUCAGCACCUGCUCUGGGCUCUGGGGACAUUUGAAGGUUUAUGAUUUAAACUAUGAAAUUGAACCUGUUAAAUCUUCCUCUACGUUUCAACACAUUAUAUAUCGAAUGAUGGCUGAAGAAGACUCACCUGGUCGGUGUGGAGUAAUUGAUGAAGAUAUCAAAGAUGGAGCAGCUGAAAACAGAGAACAUCAAAUACCUGAGAUUCAAACUGAGAAACAGCUUGUAAUAGGUAAAGAUGGACUAAGCCCUUCGUACACAUCUUCCAGAUACUUAGAAUGUUAUUUUGUAGCAGACAAAGCCAAGUUUCGCCUUGAGGAUUCCAAUGAAACUUUAGUGAUAUUGAAGAUGCUUCAAUAUAUCCAUUUAACAAGUGAAAUGUACCGUCCAUUUGGUCUUCAUAUUAUACUGGUUGGAUUAGAGAUCUGGACAGAAAGGGACCUAAUAACAAUUACUCACCUUUUGGAUCAGGUUAUUGGAUUUUUUUUAAGCUAUGUUGAAAAUUUUCUUCAGCACCGGGUACAUUUUGACCACACGGAAUUAAUUGUUGGUGGAAGAUACCCAGGAUAUGAUGGAUAUUCAUAUGGAGACUAUCUGUGCACUAAUUUUCCCUCAGUAGCUACUGUCAAAGCAAGAUCUAGCUCAGUGCUCUAUGAUGCAAUCAGUGUUGCACAUGAGAUGGGCCAUUCUCUUGGCUUCCCUCAUGAUAAUUCUAAGAGAAAUACAGCUAGAGGCUGUGUUUGCAAAUGCCCUGGAGGAGGAAAAUGCAUCAUGUGGUCAUUUGCCUCGAGGAUACAGUGUACAGAGUUCAGUAACUGCUCUAGAGCAAACUAUUAUGACAUGAUAAGAAAACCAGAAAAAACUUGUCUACUUGACAUACCAGAAAAGAAAGCAUUUGGAGUACAGAUGUGUGGUAAUGGUGUGACAGACGAUGAGGAGGAAUGUGACUGUGGCAUGGAUGAGGUGUGCCUACGGAAUGGUUGUUGCCUAGCCAAUUGUACGGUAAAGCCAGGUGCUGCCUGUAUUUCUGGACUCUGCUGUGAAAACUGUCAGUUUCAUAGAGAAGGGAAAAUAUGCAGAGAAAGAAUUGGUGAGUGUGACCUACCUGAGUACUGCAAUGGGACUUCAGAAUGGUGCCCAAAGGAUGUGUUUAAGCAAGAUGGAACUCCGUGUGGUGACAAUGUCCAUUGUUUCCAAAGGAGAUGCCCCAGCCAUGAGAGACAGUGCAAAGCUAUAUUUGGCAAAGAAGCACAUCUGGCCCCACUGAGUUGUUUCAAAACAGUGAACACUAAAGGUGACCGGUGUGGCAACUGUGGUGGGGAUGGUCUUGCUUACAAGAAGUGCCAACACAAAGAUGUCUUGUGUGGAAGACUACAGUGUGUUAAUGUUAAAAAAAUACCUCAAAGCAAUUAUCGUGGGUCCAUAGUUCAGACUCCAGUUGGCAAUGUUUUAUGUUGGGGUACAGAAUUUAGUGUUGGGAUGGAGGUAGUAGACAUUGGAUCGGUGAGAGAUGGCACAACAUGUGGUGAUAACAAGAUAUGUAUAAACAGGACAUGUGUCAAUAUAACAGUUCUGAAUUAUGACUGUCAUGACAAAAAAUGCAGUGGUAGAGGGGUGUGCAAUAGCAACCGAAACUGCCAUUGUGAUUUUGGGUGGGCCCCUCCAGACUGUAAAUACAAAGGAUUUGGAGGAAGUGUUGACAGUGGGCCCCCUCCGACUCCAAAUGAUUCUGAGGUGUCUGCUUUCCCAGAGUUUGACUAA